Acanthaster planci (crown-of-thorns starfish) is the source of this 1779-nucleotide messenger RNA. RefSeq names its product sulfotransferase 1B1-like. Lineage: Eukaryota; Metazoa; Echinodermata; Asteroidea; Valvatida; Acanthasteridae. Gene Ontology annotation, molecular function: sulfotransferase activity. The record is from RefSeq and is a predicted model, not a curated record.
UUCAGUGAGUGUACCUUCCCCGGCUAGUAGCCAUUUUCCCAACUCAGAGUGUUUCCCUCCUUGUUUUUUUUUUCAAUUUCAAGACCAUGACUGAAAAUCCGUUGCUGUCGUUUUUUCCUGCCAUCAUCAACGGCAAAACUCACAGUGAACUGCUGCAGGAAAUUCGUGAGUUCAAUACAAACUAUGGCCACGAGUUAGAGGGCAAUAACUACUCCUGGCUCAUGCCAAAAGAGAACUUCGAUGCACUCAAAAACUUCCAAGUCCGGGACGACGACAUCUUCGUGAUAACAUUCCCCAAAUCAGGAACACAUUGGCUUGGGGAGAUAAUCGACUACGUCAUGAACGAUGGCCGGGACGAUUUUGACCGUACCAACAUGUCCGCUGUGCUCGAGACUACCAUGGAACCCGACCCAUCGAAAGUUGCCAGUGGCACUCCAGGCUACAAGAUUCUGGAAACUAUGAAACCACCCCGGAUAAUGGCUACUCACUGCUUACCCAACCUGUUACCUCCGCAAGUCUGGGAGAAAAAACCUAAGGUGAUUUACUUGGCUCGGAACCCCAAAGACUUACUGGUUUCCUACUUCACCUUUAUCAAACCAUUUGUAACGCCUUCGCUUCAGACGUGGGAGAGAUUUCUGUUUAUGCUUGUUACAGGACAAAUGAUUGGUGGGUCCUGGUUUGAUCACGUACUGAGAUACUGGGAACAACGGGAUGAAAAGAAUAUAUUGUUCGUCAAAUAUGAAGAUCUUCACAAGGACCUGAAGGGAAACGUUCGCAAAAUUGCCUCUCACUUGGGUAAAACAUUUUCUGAUGACGUCAUCGAUAGCAUAGCGGAGCGAGUUACGUUUGGCGGAAUGCAGAAAACCUACAAAAAUCUCGAAGAUGUCCAUGGUGAGAAGGGAAAACAGUUGACCCACAUGUUUGGCAUGGCACCAUAUUUGAGGAAAGGUAAAGUUGGGAGUUGGAAGGAAGUCUUCACUCUCGAGCAGAGUGCCCUCUUUGACAUGAUUUACGCAGAAAAGAUGAAGGGAUCUGGCCUCGACUUCGAAUUUGAGCUAUGAUUUCUAUAUUCGAAAUUGCAUAAUUCCAGGCCUACGCUCUGCCGACCCACCAAGUGUUAAUGUUUUUACGCCUUUUCAACGUUUCUCCGGUAACACUUUAUGAAAUCGUUGUGGUAAAGGUAAACACGUUAUGGUGUAUCGAGGAAGUUAUAAAUUUAGACAAAAGACAUGUUUGAGUGUUAAAAAAAGGAAACAUAAAGACGUGUAUCGGGUGGUUACCUUCACCGUACACGUUUGUAAUUAACGCAAAGACGCGUUCAAAAUGGGCGUUGGUUUUUACUGUAAUGCAAAAUUUAUUCUUAAAGGACUUUUCGCCUUCAUUAAUCUUGAUAAAUUUAACGAAGUUUGUGGGCUUACACUUGAUUUUUAAAAGGCCUUGCAGAGGCUUUUUUUCGAAACAUGCAUCCAUUGUAAAUUUGUAGCAUUGUUGCACUUUAUAACCUCCGCCAUUUAGGCGCAUUUGAAAUGAUUAUCUUAGUACGACAAGUUAACCUUAAUUAACUUUAUACUAGAUGUCAAACAGAGAAGACAUUUUUGUGAAAAGAUUACACCUCAAAAAGAAGCACACCGCACAACACUGCUAUACAGGUCCAGUAAAACAAGCUUUGUUUUUAGUCGAAAGUCACGUACACCAGCAUUUGGAAUGAAAAUGAUUCUUAAUGUGUAAGCGACUAAAUAAAAUAUGAAGUAGCCUUUGAUCAAGGCACCCGCGGCGAAA